Messenger RNA from Carassius gibelio (silver crucian carp), 1578 nucleotides. RefSeq names its product MPV17 mitochondrial membrane protein like (gene mpv17l). Gene Ontology annotation, cellular component: cytoplasm; membrane. The record is from RefSeq and is a predicted model, not a curated record. The transcript is spliced from 4 exons. Lineage: Eukaryota; Metazoa; Chordata; Actinopteri; Cypriniformes; Cyprinidae. Bases 501 to 1094 code for a protein of 197 amino acids.
GCCAGAUUAAUGUGGGAUUUGAGCACCUGACCAAGUUACGGGAAACUGCUGAUCACUGGAAGAACGCGCGCUGGAACCUUUCAAUUUAAUUGCUAAUGGAUUAAUGAAGCGUAAUUCUUAUUUUUGCCUUGCUGUCUCUUUUAAAGUCAGAGAUGAUGGUCUGAACUCAAGUACUCGACUGAUCUCUGUUUUAUUUGGCAGUGCUUUGUAAUGAUCUUCUAAUGUUUAGAAACUGAAGGAUGUUCACCAAGAGUCCAAAUGAGCUGUCAAACUAAUGAUCUGUAAUGUAUUGUGCCUUUAAAAAAUAGCGAGCCAGACUGACUAGAAAUAAUAGAGUUUAACUGAACAAUUUAACUUGAAGAGCAAAAGGUCAUAUUUUAUGAGCUUAUAUAGCUACGGCCGUCUGUCAAUGUCAGGUCACUGCAGGUUUGUUUCCUGUCCAUCGACAUUAUUUGCAAAGGUUACGAAGUAGGCCUACAGCAGUUUCUGUGUUGUUAAACAUGAGAAAAUCUUUUUUCAAACGAGCAAAGGUAUUGCCUUGGAUAAGUAAUGUGACUCUGUACGGAUGCUUGUUCGCCGGCGGGGAUUUCGUGCAUCAGUGCGUGAUCGCGCAGAGAGAUCAGAUGGACUGGAGGCACACGAGGAACGUGGCGAUCGUGGCGCUGAGCUUCCAGGGGAACUUCAAUUACUUCUGGCUGAGAGCUUUAGAACAUCGUUUCCCGGGAAGAUCGGCCGGGAUGAUUUUCCGCAAACUGCUUUUGGACCAAACUUUUGCUUCACCUUUGGCGACCAGUGUCUUCUACACAGGUGUGAGUUUCUUGGAGGGCAAGGAGGACAUAUUUGCAGACUGGCGAGAAAAGUUUUUUAAUACAUAUAAGACUGGACUGAUGUACUGGCCAUUCAUGCAGUUUCUGAAUUUUGUUCUGAUGCCUCUGUACCUGAGGACAGCGUUUAUGGGCUGUUCAGCGUUCCUGUGGGCCACGUUCUUAUGUUUCUCACGACAGAGUGGGGACGGCACGGCAGCAAUGGCCUUAGCUUGGAUCAUGGCCCCCAAAAAACAGCUUCUAGCUCGCAGUACAGACGAGGGGAAAUAGAGACACAAUGGCGCACAUUAACAACAUUGUGUUUUUGUAGAUGGACAGUUGAGUCCCAGAAGCAUUGACGCUGUGUUGUGUUUAUAAAUCUUGUCGCUUAUAAUCUUAUUAAGAGUGAUAUUAAAUUAACAUAUUUGUGUACUUUAUAUUUAUGUUGAACAAGCCCAUUUUACUUUAUAUAGUUUUAUGUGAUUCAGUGUAUUUAUUUAUUACUGAAGGGACAUGCAUUGUGUAUUUAUGAUUUUCACUGGGUGGGUUGGAGGGGCCUUGUGACAUUUGUGCCCCAGGUUAGGUUGCCAUUCAACCCAAAUACCUUAUUAAUUUAUUGAAAUAUUUAAAAAUGGUCAUACUGUGCAGUGUUUUAUCCAAAUGUUACUGUCUUUCUAAAGAUAAAUAAAGAUGCAUUCACUCACAUAACAUACACAUGUAUUUGUAAGGGAUGCAGUUUUAAAAAGAUUUGUAUCUUAUUAAACUUGUAAUAGAA